This is a messenger RNA of Cucumis melo (muskmelon), 1538 nucleotides long. RefSeq names its product probable inactive purple acid phosphatase 28. Bases 125 to 1333 code for a protein of 402 amino acids. Lineage: Eukaryota; Viridiplantae; Streptophyta; Magnoliopsida; Cucurbitales; Cucurbitaceae. Gene Ontology annotation, molecular function: hydrolase activity, acting on ester bonds. Gene Ontology annotation, cellular component: cytoplasm. The record is from RefSeq and is a predicted model, not a curated record. The transcript is spliced from 4 exons.
UUUCUCUCCUUUUAUGUUUCUCUUUCAGAAUUAACACUGAAUCUUCAAAAGGAACAACGAAACACUCUUACAAAACCUAUGAAUCAGUUUGAACAUUGUUACUAUCUGCCUUCACUGGAACCUAAUGGAAUUUGUGGCAGAGAAUUGGAAGUUCUCGAUUCUCUAUCUUGGAUUUAUUUAUUCAAUCAUAUUCCUCCUCCAUUCUCUCAUUUCCCAUAAAUUACUUCUGGGAUAUCAAGCUGUUCAAAUCAAGAACAACCCGGAUCUUCCUCUCCGCUUCCGUUCUGAUGGUACCUUCAAGAUUCUCCAGGUCGCUGAUAUGCAUUUUGCCAAUGGAGUUAACACGCGGUGUCGAGAUGUGUUGGAUAUCGAAUUUGAACAUUGCUCGGAUCUUAACACGACUCGGUUUUUGAAGAGAAUGAUCGAGGCGGAAAAUCCUGAUUUCGUUGCUUUUACAGGUGACAACAUAUUUGGGCCAAGCACUGCUGAUGCUGCUGAAUCCUUGUUUAAAGCUUUCCGUCCCGUUAUUGAAUAUCAAGUUCCAUGGGCAGCAAUUUUGGGAAACCACGAUCAAGAGUCUACUAUGACUCGAGAAGAGUUAAUGUCACUCAUUUCCCUCAUGGAUUAUUCAGUAUCUCAAACCAAUCCUUCAAAUGCAAAUCAGAUGAUACGGAACAUUGACGGAUUUGGGAAUUAUGAUAUUAAUGUCUAUGGUGCUCCGGGUUCACAUUUGGCAAAUUCCAGCAUCCUUAAUCUUUACUUUCUCGACAGUGGAGACAGAGCUGUAGUGCAAGGAGCCCGAACAUAUGGAUGGAUUAAGGAAUCACAGCUUAAGUGGCUUAGAGAUGUUUCUCAAAGAUAUCAGGGUACAAAUCAGGAACAUUUUCCCUCAAUGGAUACUUUGGCCCAAGGGAAGCCUCUAGCACUGACAUUUUUCCAUAUACCUAUCCCAGAAAUUCGGAAUCUUUAUUAUAAAAAGAUCGUCGGCCAAUUUCAGGAAGGUGUGGCAUGUUCUUCAGUGAACUCGGGAGUUCUACAGAACUUAGUUUCCAUGGGAGAUGUCAAAGCUGUAUUCAUCGGUCAUGACCAUACCAAUGAUUUCUGUGGUAAUCUUGAUGGUAUAUGGUUUUGUUAUGGUGGAGGAUUCGGAUAUCAUGGUUACGGGAGGCCUGGAUGGUCAAGGAGAGGCCGCAUUAUUGUAGCAGAACUUGGAAAGGACAAGAAGAGUUGGAUGGGAGUCGAGAGGAUUAGGACAUGGAAACGAGUAGAUGACGAAAAGCUGACCAAGAUCGACGAACAGAUUCUGUGGGAACACAAUCAACAACCUCAGUAACUCUCGUUUGAAAUGCGCAGCAUCACAAACAUCAAACCAACCAUGUUUGUACCAUAAAGUGUUGAACUAUGAACAAAAUAUCUUUAUACCCUAGAAUUCUUGAUCAUUGUAUAUCUACAAUCAAUUGGAUUUUAGUUACAUAACUUAAAAACAUGAUCAGUGAAAUUACGACAUGGGUAGCUACCCAAGUAAGUGUUGAACGAAA